AUGGGAAAUAUGCGGGCCCGAUCCUUGAAACUUUAUCUAACGAACAUUAAUGCUCAUAAUGAAGCACUUGGGUUUGGGUGGAAUCGCAGCACAUUUAAUGCAAUUAUAAAAGAAAUUCUGAAUAAGAAAGCUUUACAUCCUGAGUUAAAUGUCGCAUCACCUCAUGGUUACGAUCAAGGCUCUUUCGAUGCUUGUUAUUUCUUAAAUGGUAUCAAUUCCCAAUAUUAUAAUGAAGAUAGUCAAUUAGAUACAAAUUAUUUAGCGAAUUACAUUUCUUACGCUUCUGAUAUUAAUUACGAUCCCCUUCCAUUUGGUGCUAAUUCUUAUCAACUCGGAUAUAUUUUACCGAAUAGUAAUAUCCCUUCUGAAGGGAGCUUCUUUGACUCUUAUUCUCAACAGAUAUGCUCAAAUUCCGAUGUUGCAAUUAAUCAAUUUAAUGUGUUGAAUAAUGAUAAUAUU
Messenger RNA from Racocetra persica, 459 nucleotides. The record is from the annotation of a GenBank genome assembly. NCBI's taxonomy places the organism in Eukaryota, Fungi, Glomeromycota, Glomeromycetes, Diversisporales, Gigasporaceae.